AUGUCGAAGGGACCCACAGUUGGCAUUGAUCUUGGCACCACUUACUCUUAUGUAGGAGUCUUCCAACAUGGGAAAGUGGAGAUCAUUGCUAAUGACCAAGGAAACAGGACCACCCCCAGCCAUGUCGCCUUCACAGAUGCAGAACGUUUAAUCAGUGAUGCUGCAAAGAAUCAAGUUGCAAUGAACCCCACCAACACAGUCUUUGAUGCCAAAUGUCUGAUUGGUCACAGAUUUGAUGAUGCAGUUAUACAGUCAGACAUGAAGCAUUGGCCUUUAAUGGUGCUGAAUGACGCAGGCAGGCCUAAGGUCCAAGUGGAGUACAAAGGGGAGACCAAAUGUUUCUAUCCAGAAGAAAUAUCAUCUGUGGUCUUGACCAAGAUGAAAGAAAUUGCUGAAGCUUACCUUGGGAAGACUGUCACAAAUGCUGUUGUCACAGUACCAGCCUACUUCAACAAUUCCCAACAACAGGCCACCAAAGAUGCUGGAACCAUUGCUGGUCUCCAUGUGCUCUGAAUCAUCAACGAGCCAACUGCUUCUGCUAUUGCUUAUGACUUGGACAAAAAAGUUGGUGCUGAGAGAAAUGUGUUGAUCUUUGACCUUGGAGGUGGUACCUUUGAUGUCUCCAUCCUUACCAUUGAAGAUGGUAUCUUUGAAGUCAAGUUCACAGCUGGGGACACCCACUUGGGUG
Monodelphis domestica (gray short-tailed opossum) is the source of this 688-nucleotide messenger RNA. The record is from RefSeq and is a predicted model, not a curated record. NCBI's taxonomy places the organism in Eukaryota, Metazoa, Chordata, Mammalia, Didelphimorphia, Didelphidae.